Messenger RNA from Calypte anna (Anna's hummingbird), 550 nucleotides. It is a transcript of the gene ID1, whose product is annotated as inhibitor of DNA binding 1, HLH protein. The transcript is spliced from 2 exons. Gene Ontology annotation, cellular component: cytoplasm; nucleus. NCBI's taxonomy places the organism in Eukaryota, Metazoa, Chordata, Aves, Apodiformes, Trochilidae. Gene Ontology annotation, molecular function: protein dimerization activity; transcription regulator activity. The record is from RefSeq and is a predicted model, not a curated record. Bases 117 to 494 code for a protein of 125 amino acids. Gene Ontology annotation, biological process: circadian regulation of gene expression; negative regulation of transcription by RNA polymerase II; cell differentiation.
CGGCGGUAGGCGCGCUGGGGUUGUCCCCCCGCAGGGUCCCGGUGCUGUCCCGGUGCCCGGUGCUGUCCCGCUGCUCACCGACACAGAUUCCCCCCCAUCACACUCCCCUCUUCGCCAUGAAAGUCGCCACCGUCUCCCCUUCGCCGCUGCCUGCCGGUGCCGGCGGAGCGUUAAAAGCGAUGAGGCCCGGGGAGGCCGCCCGGUGCGGGCCGGGUCCGGGAGGGAUGUCCCCUGCUGGGGGGGUGUCCCCGGGGGCGGCGGAGCAAGCGGCCGCCGCGUUGCUGUACGACAUGAAGGGCUGCUACUCCCGGCUGCGGGCUCUGGUGCCGACUCUGCCGCGACACCGCCGGGUCUCCAAGGUGGAGCUCCUGCAGCACGUUAUCGACUACAUCUGGGACCUGCAGCUGGCCCUGCAGCGUGGACCCCCCGGUGCCGCCGGGGAACCCCCCGAGGCUCCGUGCAUGCCCACUGCCGACCGGAUCCUCUGCCUCUGAGACCUCUCCGGACCCACCGCGGACGUUCCCGGGACCCCGGACACAGCGUUUCGCCC